CAGGUUUACUUGAAAUGAAGGAUUAAAAGCAUCUUCUUCAAUUCACACCUUCUCAUUCCAGCCGCCCAUUACAAAAAAAUAGGCCAUCUUUCUCCGACGACAACAAACAAAAAGCCACGUGUACCGUUUUUGUAAGGUUCCGACCAGCCAAUUCGUAACCCCACAACAAGUCAUAUGAACUAUUUCUUUCCCCUGCCGUGGCGCUUUCCCAUUGGUCAUUUGCAACACCAUGCCGAUUAAAAUAAAACGCGUGCGCUAAGAAAUAAUCAGAUGCAUCGCACUCCGCGCUGGUCAAAUCAAGAUCCAAUAAAAAAAUUAAUUUCAUUUUUUGGCUCUUUGCUGUAGGGUUUAAUAGUGAACUCUCGCUUCACUGCCUCUUUCGCAGAAGCCGGAAAAAAUCUCGCCGCAUAAAUUUUGUUUCUUUUUCUUCCACUGAAAAACCUAUCUACAGAUUAAAACGGGCACGGAAUUUAUAAACCGAACCGAUUUUUUAUAAACAUGGAAGAAACGGCGAUUAGUUGCUCGGAAUUGAGAACCGAAGCAGCAACGGAGUGUUCGGAUCUUGGAAACGGGUCAUCGGCUUCAGGUUCUCCAAUUGUUGACCUUGCUAAGAGAAAGAUCGUGUUCCAUCCAGCAAGGAAGCCCUUUAAUGGGUUCAAAAAUUGUGGGAGUGGGGAUUUUAGAAUUGAGACGCUAAAUCCUUGGCUGGAUCCGAAGCGGGUAAACGGGGUGGGGUCGGGUCAAGUGGGUGCUACAGGAAGGAAGGUUGAUGGGUCUGAUAUGUGGGAGCACGGGUUGGAUACAGUUCUCAGUUUGAGGAUUACCUUUCGCAAAAUUGGUGCUGGUUUGGAGAAUCUUGGAAACACUUGUUUUCUUAAUUCAGUAUUGCAAUGUCUGACAUACACAGAGCCUUUAGUAGCUUACCUACAAAGUGGCAAGCAUCAAAAUUCUUGCCGUAUUGCUGGAUUUUGUGCCUUAUGUGCCAUCCAUAAACAUGUUAGCCGCGCUCUACAAUCAACUGGGAGAAUAUUGGCACCGAAUGAUCUGGUCUCAAACCUACGAUGUAUAUCUCAGAAUUUCCGAAAUUCUCGACAAGAGGAUGCACAUGAGUACAUGGUAAACCUGCUGGAAUCCAUGCACAAGUGCUGCUUACCUUCAGGAGUACCAAGUGAAUCUCCUAGUGCUUAUGAGAAGAGUUUGGUGCACAAGAUCUUUGGUGGUCGCCUUCGUAGUCAGGUGAAAUGCGGGCAGUGUUCUUAUUGCUCCAAUACUUUUGAUCCCUUCCUUGAUUUAAGUCUUGAAAUAGUUAAGGUAGGUUCCUUGCAUAAAGCACUUAAAAACUUCACUGCUGCGGAGCUUUUGGAUGGAGGGGAGAGGCAAUAUCAAUGCCAACGCUGCAAGCAGAAAGUUAAGGCAAUCAAACAACUCACAGUUUACAAUGCACCUCAUGUACUUGCAAUCCAUCUAAAGAGAUUUCAAGCACACGAUAUUGGGCAAAAGAUUGACAGUAAAGUUGAAUUUGGUCCGACCUUAGACAUGAAGCCUUUUGUCAGUGGUUCUAAUGAAGGAGAUUUGAAGUACACUCUUUAUGGCGUUCUGGUUCAUUGUGGAUGGAGCACUCAUUCUGGCCACUACUACUGUUUUGUUCGCACAUCAAGUGGCAUGUGGUACUCCCUUGAUGACAAAAGGGUUGUCCAGGUCAGUGAGAGGACUGUUUUGGAGCAGAAGGCUUACAUGUUGUUUUAUGUUCGUGACAGAAGAAAUACUGCUCAAAGAAAACCUGCUGAUAUUCUUCAGAGAGAUGACUUAAAAGCAAAUGUGAAUGGAAAGUCUAUUUUUAGUCAAAAUCCCAAGGCACAUGUGCAAACUGGUCCUGUUCAGAAUAAAUUAUGUGCUUUAGGCACUUCUGCUGUUAUGCGUCAAAAGGAUACUGCUAAUGGUGGCUUAUCAAAGGAGACAAUGCCAUAUCAGCAAAACACUGUGCAGCAAAUGGCAGAAAGCUCAGUGCUUAAAACGGAGUCCGUUCAACCCUCUUCCAAUGUGCCAUUAUUCAAGGACUCAUCACAAGCAUCUGCUUCAAACUUAGUUCAUGGUGACAACUUGCAACCAUCAACGGGUUCUGUGGUUGUUAAUGUUGAGAGUUCUAAUAUUGAAAAUUCAACUGUUACUACUGGUGCCAAAGAUGGUGACUGCAAUGAGAGUGGAAAUUGUAAAAGGGAAUUUGGAGUCCCUUUGAUGAUAUCACCCAAUUGUGGUGGUCUCCAUAACUCAGGCACUGAUAAGAUUGUGACUAGAGAGGCCUUGCAGAAGAUUAAUCAUGCUUCAAACUUUGAGGUUUCAAGGUUUGUUGCAUUAGAUAAAGCAGUGAAGAAAGUUCCUGAUGAAGCUUUAUCUAUGAGUACUACUGAUGAAACAUUGAAGAAUGUUCAUGCGAUUAGGUCUCCAAAUAAGCCAAACUGUGAGAGUAAUAAGAUCGGAGAUGUUUCCAACCAUAGUACCAGUGAUAAGUCACUGAAUGAGAAGGGAGAUGAUAGUAGCCAAAAAAUUAUUUCCAAAUUGCCUUUGAGCAUGCCAAAUGGAUCCUUGGAGAUUGAAGCUCCUGAAUGUGCACUGUGUAGAAAAUCAAAGAAGAAGCGUCUGAAGCGACAGCUUAAAAGCAUGCAUAUUGGCUUAAAAUCAAAAUUUUUUGUGGCAUCUCUACGCAUGCCCAGCAAGAAGAAAUAUAAAAGGAGCAGGAAACGCACAUUAGAUGCUCACAUUCUUUGUAAAGAAAUUUUGUUGGAUAAGGAUUGUUUAUCAUCAGAUCUGGGGCCAUCUACAUCUGAGAAUUCCAGCAAAAUCACUUUAGCUUCGGUUCAUGUGAGGAAAAAGGCAUCCAGUGAUAGUACUCUGAAAAAUGUUAACAGUAGUCCAAGUUCCUUGAUGAAUACCGUAGAUGGAGUAUUUGGAGAGAGGAUUUAUGAGAAUGGUGUUGUUCUUGCAACUGAUCAACAGGUAGAUAGGAGUUCUGGCUCAGUAUCAGAGGCAAACCGGCAUAACUCUAGAGAAACUGAUUCUUUGAAACAUAGCAAAAUAGGUGCAUCUCCACAUAUGCAGGUGCUUACCCAGGGUCUAGGGGAGACAACCGUUGCAAGAUGGGAUGAUAUGGACUUUGAGUCGCCUGCGCAGACUGUAGAAGCAAAUGGUUCGGAAAGUCUCAAAAUUGGAUACGUUCUGGAUGAAUGGGAUGAAGAAUAUGACCGUGGUAAGAGGAAGAAGAUAAGGCAAAAUAAGCACAACUUCGGUGGUCCAAAUCCUUUCCAACAAAUUGCCACCAAGAAAACACAGUUAAAGAAGUCGAAAUUGGACCAUUCUAACUCUGGAAAUCGACCGUUCAGGAUAUGAAGUAGUAACCCAUAUCAAUUUGGAGCAAUUUUUGACCUCUCUUUCUGCUAUUAUAUUUUAUGUAGUAGUUGUCAGUCUUUUUUAACGUGGUCUAAAUUGUAUUUUGUAAUCAGGAGAGUGUUUGAGGUAGAGAAAAAAGAAUACUGAAAAAAUUCAGAUUUUUUUUUUUUUUUUUUUUUUUGUGUUUCGACCUUUUUAAAAUUUCUCCGUCAGGGAAAGAGAGACAUGAUUGAAUAUCAAUGUGUUAACUUAGUUUUUGACUCACACCAUAGCCCAAACGGAUCUCUUUGUUAGCAAUAAUUACAACUGUAAUCGAGUCGAGUUAAUAUAAUAAGAAGUUCGAGUUUGACUCUCAACUCGAGGUUUGAUAUUCGAUUCGAAUUCGAUUGAGUUUUAUUUUUUUAAUUCGAGUUCGAUUUGUGAUUGAAAUCGAGUUACUUGAAUUAAUUCGAUUGAAUACGAUUAAUAUGUUAAAAUAA
Messenger RNA from Durio zibethinus, 3863 nucleotides. Its product is annotated as ubiquitin carboxyl-terminal hydrolase 23-like. Lineage: Eukaryota; Viridiplantae; Streptophyta; Magnoliopsida; Malvales; Malvaceae. Gene Ontology annotation, biological process: protein deubiquitination. Gene Ontology annotation, cellular component: cytosol; nucleus. The record is from RefSeq and is a predicted model, not a curated record. Gene Ontology annotation, molecular function: cysteine-type deubiquitinase activity.